CCCGGAGUGAACGCUUCCUCUCAGUUGUCAACAACAAGUGUGAAGGGAACAGAGAGUACAGCUAGCUAAACAUACUCGGCGACAAAAAUCAGAUAUACAAGGAGCUGAACAUUUCAGGUUACACACAGCAUGAACUCUGAAAGGCUCAUUUGUCUUCUCUACAGUCAAGUGCAUCAUACACAACAAAGAUUUUGAGGCAAAUGUGGAUCGAGUAAAAAAAAAAAAGAAAACAGUCAUCAACCCAAAAAAAUACAUCCAUGUGUAUAAUCUUCUUGAAGUUUGACCCCCGGCCUGCAUCCAAAAAUGCCUACAGGCUGAUUUUGGCUGCAAACAGAGACGAGUUCUACAACAGGCCGUCCAAAGCUGCAGACUUCUGGGGGACCAACAGUGAGAUCCUCAGUGGCCUGGACCUUGAAUAUGGCAAAGAAGGAGGGACAUGGCUGGGGAUCAGCAAGCGGGGAAAGCUUGCCGCAAUCACCAACUACUUGGAGGGACAUCCCAACCCUGACGCACAGGGGAGAGGGUUUCUAGUGUCCAACUACCUUAUGGACAAGGAUCAGGACUGCUACUCAUACCUUAAGAAGGUGUCGACAGAAAGCCACGUGUACAACGGCUUUAACCUCAUCACAGCCGAGUUCAAAGCCGAACAAGACACUGUGUGUUACUAUGGAAACAGAGGCAGCCCUGAACCCAUCCAUCUAAAACCAGGAGUGUACAGCUUGAGUAAUUCGUUGCUGGACACUCCAUGGAGGAAACUGCUGCAGGGAAAGCGACACUUCACCAGCGUCGUCAACGAUCAGUCGCUGUCCUGCGACGGCCUGGUGCAAGAGCUGCUCGGCGUCCUCAACAAUGAGGAUCUGAACACACCUGAUCCAGCUCUUGAGAGCCAGGGGGACGGUUACAGCCUGUCCAUGAUCCAGGCUCUGUCAGCAGUGUGUGUUCGCUACCCUCAUUAUGGCACAAGGACUAACACAGUAAUCCUGAUAGACGCAGAAGGUAACGUGACCUUCACAGAGCGCACCAUGCUCAACUGUGACACCAGCAAGUGGAGCACCAGCUCCUUCCAGUUCACACUGCAGGACUGAAGACAUGAAGUUAACCCACUCUGUGCCUUUCUGCAUCACUACUACUCCUCUUCCUCCUCCUCUCUCCUCUUCCUCUUUCUCUUCCCCUUCCCCCUCCUCCUCCUCUUCCUCCCCCCUCCUCCUCUUCCUCCUCCAGCUGCUCGUCACUGAAGACCCGUCUGCACUUUUCUAGUGUGCAGCAGAAGCUGCCUCACAAACAUCGGUGAAACGUAUUUCUUAGAAUUGGUUUGAGUCAAGAUGCAUCUUUUGAAAAUGUGUGCUAAUUUACAAGAUUGCCAAAGACUAUUCAGGAUUUUGUAGUGCAACAUAUGUUAGCUACAUGUAACCAAACAGCAGGGUUGGGAUGCUUUAAGAACUCGGAUCCAUUACAGACUGCCGUCAUGCACGAGGUUAGUUAUUGCAGUCUAAUUUAUUUGUGUUGGUGUCCGAUUAUUUCCUUUAAAAUCGAUGAUAGAGCAACAAUAAAAACCUGUAAUUUAAAGUAAAAAUCCAGCUAAUUAUCUUUUGCUUCACACUGUAGGAAUCGUCAGGUUAUUGUUUUUUUACGGGGUGAUAUGUAAUUUGUUUUAAUUUCACAGUAAUCAUCAUAGAUUAAAAGACAGAUUGUGUUUCUGAUAACUGUAACCUUCUCACAGGUGAUUCAUUAUCAAUUAUUUUGGGCACCAACCCUGCACUACAACCCAGUAUAUUCCAGCAGUCAGUUUUAUAUGCAAAUAGAUUCAGACAGUGGAUCUGGGACAGGGUCCAGGGUGGAAUAAUGCAUUAUUCAGCUGCGUGACAAUAAAAACAAUCAUUCAAACGCUCA
Messenger RNA from Labrus bergylta (ballan wrasse), 1890 nucleotides. It is a transcript of the gene tango2, whose product is annotated as transport and golgi organization 2 homolog (Drosophila). Gene Ontology annotation, biological process: protein secretion; Golgi organization. The record is from RefSeq and is a predicted model, not a curated record. Gene Ontology annotation, cellular component: Golgi apparatus. Lineage: Eukaryota; Metazoa; Chordata; Actinopteri; Labriformes; Labridae.